This is a messenger RNA of Epinephelus fuscoguttatus (brown-marbled grouper), 907 nucleotides long. RefSeq names its product pleckstrin homology domain containing B1 (gene plekhb1). Gene Ontology annotation, biological process: regulation of cell differentiation. The record is from RefSeq and is a predicted model, not a curated record. NCBI's taxonomy places the organism in Eukaryota, Metazoa, Chordata, Actinopteri, Perciformes, Serranidae. Bases 53 to 610 code for a protein of 185 amino acids. The transcript has 6 exons. Gene Ontology annotation, cellular component: membrane.
UGGAUUAUCAUCAUCAUCAUCAUCAUACCCAGAGGGACAACAGCUGAGACACAUGGCGCUCCUGAGGUCAGGCUGGCUGUGGAGACAGACUUCUUGCCUAAAACGCUGGAAGUUAAACUGGUGUGACCUCUGGAUAGAUGGGAGUCUUUGCUUCUACAAGACUGACAGCAGGCGAGAGUUGGAGCACCGCGUCAGCCUCAAGACAUCAUGUGUAGAUGUGAGAUCUGGCCUGGAAUGUGGAGGUGUGACUCCACCAGAGAGUAAUCCCAGGGAGAAUCUCAUUGUGGUUCAGCUCGCAAACGGCUCAACAGUCAAUCUGUGUGCUAACAGCGAGGACGAAUCCAUAGCGUGGAAACUGACACUGCUGGACACCAGGAGAAACCCGGUGUUCACAUACGACCCAUACGAUGACUCCUACCAGGCUGUGCCCAUCAACAGCUACCAGACUGUCUACAUCACACCUGGAGCAGGACCAGGAACCCACCAGGUGAUCGUGCAGAGGGACCCGUUUGAUGGAAUUUUAGAGAACAUAGCACUGGGAUUACUGGCAGGCAUGGCAGCAGGGACGGCCAUGCGAUCCUUCCUCUGGAUGCCCUUCUUCUUCUGCUGAGAUCAUUAUCAUUACCAACAGGAUGACGCUGCACGCCGCCCGUGUGGGAGCCUGACAUCAGCAUGUGUGGAAACACCUCAUCUUUUGUAUCAUCUCUUUUCAGAUCAUGUCUGCUGUAACAAACAGCUGCUCCUCUGGUUGUUCCGUUUACUUCAUGUGCACUUUUGCAUAUAAGAAGCUGAGAAGGACGCUAUGUAAUUAUACAUUCCCCGUGCUUGUGUGUACAGCACACUGAAUCUAUGCAUGCGCAUCUGCAAACAUCUGGAAGGUAAUUUUGUAUCUGAAUGUUCUUCAAUC